UGUAUCUGGAGCUACCUCAUCAUGCCAACUUACACACAAAUUGCACAAAAUGACUCGCCCCCCGAAGAGAAACACAAUGGCGUUGUUGUCGAGGAAGACAUCGAGGAGGACGAGUUUCAAAAUCAGUGCGGUCUCGGCUGUCUCCGUUGCCGAUGCCUCAAAGUGUUCGCCCACCCGAACGUCUUCGUGUUGUGCGUGGGUAUGAUGGUCGUGACUAUGAUCGGUGCUACGGGAGUCUAUCUAGCUGGAGUCAUCUCGACCAUCGAGAAGAGGUUUCAGUUGAAGAGCUCCGAGUCUGGCAUCAUCCUUUCGAUGAAUGACAUCUCUGCUCUAUGUGGUGUACUUUUUGUUACAUACUUCGGAGGAAAGUCCCACCGACCAAGAAUCAUCGGUAUAUCUGGGAUAAUACUUGCCGUGGGAACCUUUGGGACGGCCCUGCCCCAAUUCAUCUACGACAACCCUGGCCUCGAUGACAUCAUCACGUCAUCAGACAAAUCAGGGCAAACAACGGGAGGGUCUGUCUAUGCAGAAGAACUCACAUGCAACGUCGGUGGUAACUACACAAAGUGCACCAGCGAAGAGAUCGAUGCGUCUGGUUCCCAACUCGGCAAGGCGUGGCCCAUCUUAAUGGGCCAGUUAUUGUGUGGGGUAGGCGGUACUUCCAUAAUCCCUCUUGCCUUGACAUAUCUUGAUGACGCAGUUGAGAAGAGACUACUGCCGAUGUAUCUAGCUCUUACAUUUCUUCCAAUGACAUUCUCAGCUCUGAUGGGAUUUUCAAUUAGUAGCUUCUGUCUUUCAAUAUAUACCGACUUCUACAAGACAGACGCCUCCGCGCUUGGACUGAACCCCCGGGAUCCCAGAUGGCAGGGGGCCUGGUGGCUUGGCUUUAUCAUCUACGGCUUCAUCUUGCUAGCUUGCUCGGUCCCUUUCUUCUUUUUCCCGAGAAAGAUGGACAAGCCUAAGUCCUACUGCUGUUUUACCGGGGUACCCGAGUGUUGUAAGGUGCUGACGAAGAGGGGCGGACCGCCGGGUGGGAUGGGAGUGCCUACCGGAGAAACGCCUAAUGCUGGCACCAAGUUAUCCAAAAAAACGAUGGAAAUUAUUAAGGAGUUUCUGGCCUCGUUAUGGCGCCUGCUAACCAAUAGCACCUACAUGUCUGCAACAUUUGGCUAUUGCUGUUCGGUGUUGGCUUUCUCUGGCUCAGCCGUGUUUAUAGCCAAAUAUAUGCAGUAUGAGUUUGCCAUUCUCCCAUCAAGAGCUGGAGUCUUAUUGGGUCUCACGAUAAUGCCUGGUACUGUAAUCGGAGUAAUGCUUGGUGGUAUACUAACAACAAUGGUCGCCGGCAGCCAGCGACGAUUUGUCGUACUCACACUCAUUUUGCACAGUCUAACUGCGGUGGGGUAUGGAAUACUAAUGCUCGUUGGAUGUCAGAACGACAGCAUUGCUGGACUGACAACCGAGUAUGGAUAUAAUGGUCAUCUAAAUGAUGGAACAAGCUUUGAAAUCAACGCACCGUGUAACAUGGACUGCACGUGCGAAAAGGGCGAUUACUCCCCUGUCUGUGGUACCGACGGAAUGACGUAUGCAACGGCGUGCUACGCCGGCUGUGAGGCGGUAUCGCUUGACCCACACAAUAACACGGUGUACCAGGACUGCAAGUGCAUCAACCAAACCCAAGAGUAUCCGUCCAAUUUUGCAACGAAAGGACCAUGCGCAUCGACCUGUGACAUGCUGAUGAUCUUUAUUGUGUCAUUCUGUGUCGUCUCCGCCAUCAAGGCAUCGACUCACAACUCGUCGUUCAUGUUAAAGUUCAGAUCCGUCUUGCCUAAAGACAGAGAGUUGGCAGUUGGGUUAUCUUCAUUUCUCAGCAAAAUUCUGGGUUUCAUACCAGCUCCAAUCAUCUACGGUGCUGCAAUUGAGUCCCAGUGUUUGUUCUGGCAGGAAUCAUGCGAGAAGACCGGGGAAUGUAUGCAGUAUGAUCGGCCAGGUUUGAGAUACGUCUACUUCGGGCUAACGGGAGGUCUGAAACUUAUUGUUGUGCUUUGCUACUGUCUGAGCGCUUACUUUGUUUUUAGGGGCGAUUCCACACAGAACGGGAAUGAAGAAGAAAAGAAUGCCACUGAGUUUAAAGAUGAGACGAAGACAAGACCAGGGACAGUUUAAAGGAACAUCACAGAUUUGUUUUUUGCGAACAAAACAGUUGCUGGCAGUGUAAGCACUUUAUG
Messenger RNA from Asterias rubens (European starfish), 2225 nucleotides. Its product is annotated as solute carrier organic anion transporter family member 2A1-like. Gene Ontology annotation, biological process: transmembrane transport; sodium-independent organic anion transport. The coding region runs from base 22 to 2163 and encodes 713 amino acids. The record is from RefSeq and is a predicted model, not a curated record. Lineage: Eukaryota; Metazoa; Echinodermata; Asteroidea; Forcipulatida; Asteriidae. Gene Ontology annotation, cellular component: membrane. The transcript has 12 exons. Gene Ontology annotation, molecular function: protein binding.